Messenger RNA from Phialemonium atrogriseum, 1865 nucleotides. Its product is annotated as general substrate transporter. NCBI's taxonomy places the organism in Eukaryota, Fungi, Ascomycota, Sordariomycetes, Cephalothecales, Cephalothecaceae. Gene Ontology annotation, molecular function: carbohydrate:proton symporter activity. Gene Ontology annotation, biological process: carbohydrate transport; transmembrane transport. Gene Ontology annotation, cellular component: membrane. Bases 179 to 1762 code for a protein of 527 amino acids. The record is from RefSeq and is a predicted model, not a curated record. The transcript has 7 exons.
CUUAUCGCUGCCGAAAUCAGGGAUGGCUCACCCGAUGGGCCAUGCUAUUAUUAAUAAGUUGAAGAUGCCCCCAUUUACUCGACCAAGGCGAUUCGUUUCUGGUUUACCCAGCAUCCUCUGACACAUCCCAAUAUACCAAACCGUUCAAUAGUGGAAAGUUGGCUGCUGCCGGGGAAUCAUGGUGUUCAAGAAACCAUCGGCCUUACGGGAACUCACCCCACGCCUGCUGCGUAUCCAUCUCUUCGCAUCGAUUGGUGCUAUGAACUUUGGAUAUGACAACAACUGGUGGUCCGGCGUCAUCAACGCGCAGAGUUUCAUCGACGACUACGGCCAGAACAACGGGCCCGGCCAACCUCGGACCCUGCCCUCGAGCUGGAUCUCCAUCGCCAGCGGCACCCCCAUCGCCGGCUGGAUUGUGGGCUGCGUGAUCGCGAGCUAUCUGACAAGCACGCUCGGCCGCAAGAAGACGAUUGUCAUUGUCUGCCUCAUCGCGCUCCUCGGCAUGAUUCUGCAGUGUGCCAUCCACAACUACUGGGGGUUGAUGGCUGGAAGGCUCGUCAAUGCCUUGUCUAUGGGAAUCGAGGCCAACUGCGUUCCCAUGUACAUGGCCGAGCUUGCACCAGCAUCCACCCGCGGCGGUCUCGUCAACCUCUACCAGACCUGGUUAUACGUCGGAGGUGUACUGGCAUCCGCCACUGUAUACGCUUCUACGAAGCAUCUCGUCGGACAAUGGACGUACAUGACGCCGAUUGUCGUCCAGCUAGCCCCGCCAUGCAUGCUCCUCUGCGCCGUCUGGUUCAUCCCCGAAUCGCCUCGCUGGCUCCUCCAGAAAGGCCGGAUGGACGACGCGCGCAAGGCGCUCGCGUACAUGCGCCACGGCGUCUCGAACGAGGAAGAGGUGGUGAUGGAGCUCAGGCUGGUGGACCAGGCCAUGCAGCACGAGAUGGAGAUCCACCGCGCUACUACCUAUGCCGACUGCUUCAGGGGAUCCAACGCCCACCGGACUCUGGUCGCCAUGGGUGUCCAGUGCCUGCAGCAGGCGCAGGGCAAUUCCUUUACCAGCUCGUACCUCGUCAUCUUCCUGAACCAGGUCGGCGUCGCCGACCCGCAGUUGAUCACCUGUGCCAAUUUGUGCUGCUGCCUUGGAGGAAGUAUCUUGGCCUUUUACCUGUCGGAUAAGAUCGGACGACGUCCCAUGCUAAUGGGUGGCGCCUUCUUCAUGGCGGGCCUCAUGUGGACGGUCAGCGGUCUGGCUAGUUGGACUCCGGGUGGCGUGUCUGGCGCGUCUGCGCAGGGGGCUAUUGCCGCCAUAUUGCUCUACGGCGCUUUCGCAGCUGCUUGCUGGGGAUCGGUGAUGUGGACAGUAACCGCCGAGGUCGGGACCUCCCAGCUUCGUGAACGGACCAUGGCUAUAGCCACCGUGGGCGGUUUCUCGACGAGCAUCCUGGUCACAUACAUCAACCCCUUCGUCCAGAACGAGCCCGGAAACCUCGGAUCACGAGUUGGGAUGAUAUACGGCAGCAUCUCCAUCCUGGCCAUUGUCUUCGUAUUCUUCGUGGUGCCUGAGAUGAAGGGGCGAAGUCUGGAAGAGCUGGACGAUCUGUUCCAUUCAAAGGUCCCUGCUUGGAAAUCGCGCAGCUUUAUCUCCACUGGCAUCGGUGCCCAGAUCACCAACAUGGAGGGCGCGAAUGUGGGGGAAGCCUAUGAUCAGGCUGUCAAGCAGGCGCUGGUCGUUGAUAGCGAAAGGGUGGAGAAGGUCUGAGAGGGGCUGGGGAACGGAUUGUAGCUAUGAUCAAACCGUAUGUAAGCCGCUUAACAGUGUAUUAAUAUCUGACCGGGUGAUCAAUGGAGCGAGGAUUAGCGAG